CAACGACAAACAAAAGUGACGCGAUAUUCGCGAUGUAUCUCCGACUUUGGCCUUCAACCAUCGGUACUUGUAUAAGUCGAGUCAAAGUGCAAGGUGACCGCGUCACGUCGUAAAAUAACAUAUUAUUUUUACGCCCGGUUUUAUGCGCGAACGUCGGUGGUUCGCUCCUCGUCCGGAGGAGAUAUUCGAUCUCGGUCAUUCAGAGAAGAAAGGGUGCUAUUUGCAAUUUUACUUUUUGACACUAAACACCAACCUUCGGGACGCCUCUGCCGGGAGAUAUGUGACGAUAUAAAAAUGUUGGGACGAUUUCAGAGUGGAAUUUCCACGAGCGCGAUUAUUAUUCUCGUAAACGUGCCUAAUAUGUAAGUGGUACUCAUCGUCUAAGAUCGCGACAGAAAAAUAAUAAGACACUCGCGACUUGUUUGACUAUACAUACAUACGUAUAUUCGUCACGCUCUAUAUCUAUAGCAAGGUUGGCACUAAAACCCGGAUAAGAAAUUGGCCAGGAAUUCAGCCAGUGCCAAAUCGUAAAGUAGGGACGACCUCUGUGAUCCAACGAGUUCAAGAUAAACAUUUCAUAAAAAUGGCGCAAAGGUUCCCUGUACCAAAUGCAGGGAACAAUGGUCCUCCACCACAGCGUUAUCCUCCACCAUCGGUACCACCAAAUUUAAGGCAAUACUCAGGGCCAAAUUUUCCAAUGCAGCAAAGAUCUGGAUUUACUCCACCACCACAAAUGGGUACUGGUGGUCCUGGUCCUGGUGGAAUGAUGAGGCCUAGCCAACCAUAUUCUACUAUGAGACAAGGUCCUAUGCCGACUCCUCCUGGUGGUAAAAGAAGUGCUGAUCAACGUAUACCAAUGUCCCAGCAAAAACCGUAUUUUUGGAACAGUGAUUUUUCACAUUCCACAUCCAAGAAGAAGAAGAAACUGGCGGACAAAAUUCUGCCCCAAAAGGUCCGCGAUCUCGUGCCAGAAUCGCAGGCUUACAUGGAUUUACUUGCGUUUGAAAGAAAACUAGAUGCAACGAUAAUGCGCAAGCGUCUUGAUAUUCAGGAAGCACUGAAACGUCCGAUGAAACAGAAACGGAAAUUACGUAUAUUUAUAUCCAAUACGUUCUAUCCGGCCAAGGAAGCCGGCGAGGGUGAAGAGGGUUCCGUCGCGUCCUGGGAACUAAGGGUCGAAGGACGACUUUUAGAUGACACUAAAAAUGACCCCAAUAAGGUAAAAAGGAAAUUUUCAUCAUUCUUCAAGAGUCUAGUUAUAGAAUUGGAUAAAGACUUGUAUGGGCCUGACAACCACCUAGUCGAAUGGCAUCGUACAUUAACAACACAAGAAACUGAUGGUUUUCAAGUUAAAAGACCAGGAGAUAAAAAUGUCCGAUGCACUAUACUAUUACUUUUGGAUUAUCAACCUCUGCAGUUCAAGCUAGAUCCACGAUUGGCACGUUUACUUGGCGUUCAUACGCAAACGCGACCUGUUAUAAUAUCCGCAUUAUGGCAGUACAUAAAAACGCACAAACUUCAGGAUAGCCACGAGCGUGAAUUUAUAAACUGCGACAAAUACCUGGAGCAAAUAUUUGCCUGUCCCAGAAUGAAAUUCGCAGAGAUACCACAGCGUUUAAAUCCUCUGCUUCAUCCUCCUGAUCCAAUUGUCAUCAAUCACGUUAUCAGUGUAGAAGGCACAGAAACAAAACAAACAGCGUGUUACGACAUAGACGUCGAGGUGGACGACACGUUAAAAACUCAAAUGAAUAAUUUUCUAUUGUCAACCGCAAGUCAGCAGGAAAUACAAAGUCUGGAUAAUAAGAUUCACGAGACUGUCGAGACAAUCAAUCAAUUGAAGACAAAUCGUGAAUUCUUCCUGAGCUUUGCAAAGGAUCCGCAGCAGUUUAUCAAUAAAUGGAUUAUUUCCCAGACAAGAGAUCUGAAGACCAUGACGGACGUGGUUGGGAAUCCCGAGGAGGAACGACGCGCCGAUUUUUAUUAUCAACCUUGGGCACAGGAGGCGGUUUGUCGCUAUUUCUACACAAAGGUUCAACAAAAACGGGCAGAACUCGAACAGGCACUUGGUAUUCGAAAUUCAUAA
Messenger RNA from Cephus cinctus (wheat stem sawfly), 2083 nucleotides. RefSeq names its product brahma-associated protein of 60 kDa (gene Bap60). The record is from RefSeq and is a predicted model, not a curated record. Gene Ontology annotation, cellular component: SWI/SNF complex; nucleus. Gene Ontology annotation, biological process: regulation of transcription by RNA polymerase II. The coding region runs from base 584 to 2083 and encodes 499 amino acids. Lineage: Eukaryota; Metazoa; Arthropoda; Insecta; Hymenoptera; Cephidae. The transcript has 7 exons.